Molecule: messenger RNA, 1398 nt
Organism: Aspergillus niger
Lineage: Eukaryota; Fungi; Ascomycota; Eurotiomycetes; Eurotiales; Aspergillaceae
Exons: 2
Coding region: 1-1398 (465 amino acids)
Biological process (GO): alkaloid metabolic process
Molecular function (GO): transferase activity, transferring alkyl or aryl (other than methyl) groups
Source: RefSeq, a predicted model, not a curated record
AUGGGUAGUCUUUCUCCCUUGCUUCCAGCAUCGCCGCGCAUGCUGCCCCAUUACUUCAUCUCAGUGCUCUAUGCGCUAUUCUCCUCUCUCUUCAACCUCAUCCCAGACCACGCAAAAAGUCAUCUCUUCAAGUCGGGCAGAGCACACGACUUUCUGCCGUCAACGUGGAAGCAGGUUGACUAUGAGAUCCGCAACGUCGUCAACCACCACGGCCGUUAUUGGUGGCACACCACGGGAUACGUGUUGAAUCUGCUCCUGCAGGAGGCCGGCUACACAGAUCAUGCGCAACGACGCAUCCUGACCUUCUUCGGUCGCUCGAUCGCUCCGCACCUCGGAGUCGCAAAUGAGCCUGGUGCGCAGAGAUGGCCGAGUUUCAUGACGGACAACCAUAACCCAAUCGAAUUGAGUUGGGACUGGCAUACUGGCAAAAAGUCUCCGACGGUUCGGUUCUCAAUUGAGCCCGUGGGCCCCAAUGCCGGCACGCAAGUGGAUCCCGACAACCAACCUGCAGACGCGCACUUCAGGAAGGUCCUGAUGCAGGCGUUACCCAACACGGAUAGGGAAUGGUUCGACCAUUUCGAUCAAGCAUUGGCUCCGGACCUGCCUCCCAAGGGCUGCAUGGAGGGCCAUCCGUCGAAGAUCUUUUACGCCUUUGAUCUGAGCGAAGAGGAUAUCACCGGAAAGGCCUACUUCUUCCCCGGCUUCAAGGCCAGGACCACGAAGCAGACAAAUCUACAGGUCCUCGCCGAAGCAAUUCGCACAGCUCCUCACUGCAGCGACAAUGAGAAGCUUGGCGCCUUCUUGAUGUUCGAGGAUUUUGCCCAGGAUCCCUCGACGCCACCGCUGGAGAUGGACAUGCUAGCCAUCGACUUGGUCCGCCCGGCUGAUUCGCGCCUCAAGAUAUACUUUCGAGCGCGCGAAACGAGCUUUGCCUCUGUGCGUCAGAUGAUGACGAUGGGAAACCGGAUUACCAACCCGUCACUAGAAGCUGGACUGCGGAAUUUGAGGAAGCUGUGGGACGGGGUUCUAGCCCAGACUGGCGUGCCUGAUGAUACACCCCUCCCAGCUGCUAAUCAUCGCACAGGGGGAAUCCUGUAUAACAUGGAGUUCCGCCCAGGAAGCACGGCCCCCAACGUCAAGGUGUAUAUUCCCGCCCGGCAUUACGCGCCAAGCGACUGGCAUGUGGUCACGGCGUUGAAUGAAUACAUGUAUGGGAUCAACGAAAAGUCGGAACUGCCCAUGCGUACCUAUACUGAAACCCUGCGUAAAGUAUUCACGCACGAUGCUCUCCAGCAACGUGGUCUACAUACCUAUAUCGCCUGCUCGGUUCAGUCGGGUGGUGAUCUCCGGGUUGUGUCGUACAUGAAUGCGCAGAGCGAGAAAUUUGCCACGACAUGA